Aspergillus pseudonomiae is the source of this 540-nucleotide messenger RNA. Its product is annotated as GNAT family N-acetyltransferase. The transcript has 2 exons. NCBI's taxonomy places the organism in Eukaryota, Fungi, Ascomycota, Eurotiomycetes, Eurotiales, Aspergillaceae. The record is from RefSeq and is a predicted model, not a curated record. Gene Ontology annotation, molecular function: acyltransferase activity, transferring groups other than amino-acyl groups. Bases 1 to 540 code for a protein of 179 amino acids.
AUGUCCCAAAGCAAGAGCAUAUCGCUCCAUCCCGCUCUCCCCACCGACGCCACCACCCUCGACGAAAUCCACAGCAAAGCCUUCCCCAAUGACAUUCUCCUUGAGGUCAUGUACGGCCCUCGCGAAGAAAACGCCGUAGGCUUGGCUCAGGACUUGGAGAAAGUCAUCUGCGAAAACCCCCACGCUCGAUUUCAGAAGGCCGUUGAUGAUGAGUCGGGCCGGAUUGUGGGAUGGUCGUGGUGGGUUAUCUACCGCGAUGCAGAGGCCCAUAUAAAAGCAGAACAGGAGGCAGUCUUGGUGGUUCAUCCGGAGUAUCAGGGUCGCGGAAUCGGAACCAAGUUACUAAUGGCUGGGGUGGAAGAGGCGAAACGGCUCCGGCUACCCGCAUGGUUGGAGGCUUCGCAGGCUGGGUAUACGCUCUACAAGAGAUGUGGGUUCCGUGAUGUCGGCGAGAAUCUAGACCUUAACUUGGCCAAGUAUGGUGCGACGGGGCAGAAGCACGGGUAUUGUAUGCUGAUGGAUGCUGUUGAUAUCAAGUAA